AUGAGUUUGAUGUUUGAUCUGUUAAAAGGAUAUAUUCAAACGUGCUGUAAUGAAUUCUGUUGGCUAUAUGAAGAUGUUUAUAUUGAAGCGAGAAUUCCUUUGAAAGAAGCUUUAGAUUUAAAUGGUGCUCAUUAUGUUUUCAGUCAUUUCAAUAAAAUAUUUGAAAACAGUCGUUCAAAUACUACUGCUGGUCCAAAACAUCUCAAUUGUCUGGCCAUUUUCACAGCAUUGAAUUAUAUGCCAUUGCUUUUUCAAACAAUUUUAACUCUUUAUGAAGAACAUCAAAUGGUAGGAACAAGAAGUAGUCGAGAUGGAAAUUGGAGCGAAGCAGAAAAAAAUGUGAUUCGUGUGUUUUUACAAGGAGUUGUUCAAAAAGCAACUGACUGGUUAAAUGUAAAUAAGCAAGAAGAAUUAAAGAAAAUGCCAUUUGUUUGUAAAGAAGAUGAAAGCUGUAAUCAAAACUGGGAUUUGUUUAAUUUUCCUAAAGACAAACAGGCAAUAGCUGUUCAAAAUAUAAAAAAACUCUGGAAUGAACUUCAAGAAACUCAGCAACAAUAA
Rotaria sp. Silwood1 is the source of this 558-nucleotide messenger RNA. The record is from the annotation of a GenBank genome assembly. NCBI's taxonomy places the organism in Eukaryota, Metazoa, Rotifera, Eurotatoria, Philodinida, Philodinidae.